Manacus vitellinus (golden-collared manakin) is the source of this 941-nucleotide messenger RNA. It is a transcript of the gene EMX2, whose product is annotated as empty spiracles homeobox 2. Gene Ontology annotation, molecular function: DNA binding. Bases 153 to 941 code for a protein of 262 amino acids. The record is from RefSeq and is a predicted model, not a curated record. Gene Ontology annotation, biological process: neuron differentiation; central nervous system development; brain development. NCBI's taxonomy places the organism in Eukaryota, Metazoa, Chordata, Aves, Passeriformes, Pipridae. The transcript has 3 exons.
UCACCGGGACGAAAUCUUUCCCAAGCGGGGCAUCUCUCCCUGACGCCCCGGGGCGGAUCAAGUCACUCCCUGCUGCAAACUUCCCCGGAUCGUCUCCCGCGCACCAGAGAGAGACGGGCAGAGAUUGGGUCGGGGAUUCUCGUCGCGGCAGCAUGUUUCAGCCCACACCCAAGCGGUGUUUCACCAUCGAGUCGCUGGUGGCCAAAGACAGCCCCUUGCCCGCGUCUCGCUCCGAGGAUCCUAUCCGGCCGGCGGCGCUCAGCUAUGCCAAUUCCAGCCCGAUGAACCCUUUUCUCAACGGCUUCCACUCCACUGGCAGGGGGGUCUACUCCAACCCGGACUUGGUUUUUGCAGAGGCCGUCUCCCACCCGCCUAACCCGGCCGUGCCGGUCCAUCCCGUGCCCCCUCCUCACGCCCUGGCCGCCCACCCGCUGCCUGCUUCGCACUCCACGCACCCGCUCUUCGCCUCGCAGCAAAGGGACCCCUCCACCUUCUACCCGUGGCUAAUACACCGCUACCGGUAUCUGGGCCACAGGUUUCAAGGGAAUGAAACCAGCCCGGAGAGCUUUCUAUUGCACAAUGCACUGGCCAGGAAACCCAAACGGAUCCGUACAGCUUUCUCCCCAUCCCAAUUACUGAGACUGGAACAUGCCUUUGAGAAGAACCAUUAUGUAGUAGGAGCGGAGAGAAAACAGCUGGCACACAGCCUCAGCCUCACAGAAACUCAGGUAAGGGGGAAACAUGGAACGGACAGUUGGGAAAGUGAAAGUACCGACAUCUCCUUUGGAAAACCCACCCGGCAGGGCCGAAAUUCGAGCAAAAACUACGGGCAAAUUCUAGGGGUGUUUAGGCCUUCGGUCCCGAGCCGGUGGAGCGAGAGAGGGGCCCCCCCUCGCCUGGAUGUUGUAAAAUCCUUUCCCGUUCACGAUUCCACCGCUUGA